Molecule: messenger RNA, 663 nt
Organism: Penicillium psychrosexuale
Lineage: Eukaryota; Fungi; Ascomycota; Eurotiomycetes; Eurotiales; Aspergillaceae
Product: androgen-induced gene 1 family protein
Exons: 4
Coding region: 1-663 (220 amino acids)
Cellular component (GO): membrane; endomembrane system
Source: RefSeq, a predicted model, not a curated record
AUGCACGAAAACCCUAAUCCAGCUAAUCAAGCAUAUGGUUGGCAUUUUCAAUAUCUGACCGUGAUUGGUCUAUCGUUGUCAACACUCACUUUUGCGGUUGCACUACUAGCGGAUAUUACCUUGUCCCGGAGACUGUUCCUGGUCAAAAACAUCCUAUCGACAUGUAGUGCCCCCCUUGAGGUUGUGAUCAGCGUUUUGUACUGGGGUCUUCGUUUGAUUGAUGAGCGUUUGGUGAUUCCCGAAGAUAUUGUUAUACCCGUCCAUGCCGACAUCAGCUUCCACGCAACACCCUCGGUGGUGAUGUUGAUUGACCUGCUGCUCCUAUCCCCACCCUGGACAAUCACUGCACUCCCUGCACUCGCAUUGUCUGGCACUAUCGCCUUCGGCUACUGGUUCUGGAUUGAGCAAUGCUUCUCCCAGAACGGAUGGUUCGUGUAUGACCUAGCGCUUCCGACGUCAAUCACUAAUCAUUCUAGGUACCCAUAUCCCAUCUUCGAAGCACUGCCCACAUCAGGUCGUGUUGGCCUAUUUACUCUCAGCGCCGCUGUCAUGGCACUGAGCACCAUUACUCUCAAGUGGCUCCAUGGACGCGUCAAUGGAUUUGGUAACCCCAUGAAGCCAGAAUCCCGUCCAGGCGAUAUUAAGCUAGAUGACGGUUUGUAA